GUUCAUAGUGGCAAAGGAAUGUUAAAAUAAGAAGCCAAAUGGGUUCAGCACCAUCUCAAGAACCCAAGAACAAUGAGUAUGGCCAGAACACAACCGAGGUGCCGAUCGAUCGAGUGCAGCGAUUGGAACCCAUAACAAGGUCAGAUCCUAACAAGAGCAAAGCCAGCGUUUGGAAGAGGCAUUGGCUGGAUGAUGAAAGCAAAAUCCAUUGCUUUGCUUUGUUUGCGAGAGACUUAUCAAUAACUUGGGGUGAUGAUCAAAGAUAUUGGCAAUGGACUGUUUGUAAAGGAGAAGAGGAUUCAGAGUUUGAAACAGCAGUGCUUAAAGCAGUUUGUUGGUUGGACAUCUUUGGAAAAUUCGAUACGUCCAAUCUCACACCCAAAGUUAAGUACGAGGUUGUCUUUGUAGUCAUGAUGAGCAAAAAUAGUUAUGGAUGGGAAGUACCUGUUACUUUGAGGGUCAAAUUUCCUGAUGAAAGAGCUGAGGAGCACAGUGAGAGACUAGAAGACAAACCGAAAGGGCAGUGGAUUGAGCUCAAAGUGUGUGAAUUCGUGACGCCCCCAAAACCCAAUGGAGAUGUUGAGGUAUCAUUGUUUAGGCGUGGUGGAGCCUGGAAGUGCGGGCUUAUGGUUAAAGGUGCAGUCAUACGCCCUAAAAAGUGAUCAAGCCAUGCCGAUGAUGAUAAUCAUCAAGAGUUCAUCUAUUUGAAGACAGCUACAUUAGGAUUGUGUUUGGCAAGGCAUGUCGUUGUGAACUACUGUCAUCCAGUGAUGGUAAACAGUAGUGAUCCCAUGCUAGCUGCAAUAGUACUUAUUAAUAUAAUUUUGAAGGUUGAGUAAUUCAUCCGUGCGGCCCAAAAUUUGUUUCAUUAUGAAUUCAAUCAAACUAAUUAUUAUUAAUGUUUAA
Molecule: messenger RNA, 906 nt
Organism: Zingiber officinale
Lineage: Eukaryota; Viridiplantae; Streptophyta; Magnoliopsida; Zingiberales; Zingiberaceae
Exons: 3
Coding region: 39-662 (207 amino acids)
Source: RefSeq, a predicted model, not a curated record